AGACGCUGCUGCAGCACACUUCUUAAGAGGUCGAGCUUGACGCCUGGGAUCGGGUAAGGCGAGAAUCUGCCUUGGCGGCUUCGGCUACGGCUGCGGCCACCAACAGGCCCUCGACGUCUGUCGGUCCGAACGCUGGGUCGCGCUGGUGGCCGAGGUCCUGGCUGAUUCCGAUCAAGCCUAGUAACCAGGAAGCUAUCUCCGGAGACCAUCGCCCAAGCCAUGGCCGACGGGUUGAGAUCUGCUUGGGAGGAUCGGUGGGCCAUCCUGUUGGCUUGAUCGCCGGCGGACAGCGACACCGAGUUCUGGGCCAUCUUCAAACACCGCCUGCGGUGUUUGCUAGACGCACGUCGAUCUAACUCGGCCCUCGGCAGCGCCGCAGAUCACUCCAACCCGCGACGGACACAACCGUUACCGACCCCAGCCGCCAUUUUUCGUGCGACGGCGGAAGGAGCGGCCGCCGGAAACGGGCGCUUGUCCUGCGCGCAUGCGUAGCUUGUCUGCGCUUGCGCACGACGGGCGUUUACGUCGUGACGUCUGAACGAGAGGACGCGAGUGUUUUCUGAGAGUGCGCAGUAGGGUCGGUCGGCCGCGAGCAGGCACCCUAGGCCAAAGACUGGAACGGUGCGAAGAUGGGGGCGGCGGCCGCAGAGGCCGACCGCACUCUGUUCGUGGGUAACCUGGAGACGAAGGUGACGGAGGAGCUCCUCUUCGAGCUGUUCCACCAGGCUGGGCCAGUAAUAAAGGUGAAAAUCCCAAAAGAUAAAGAUGGCAAAUUGAAGCAGUUUGCAUUCGUGAAUUUCAAACACGAAGUGUCUGUUCCCUAUGCCAUGAAUCUUCUCAAUGGAAUCAAACUUUUCGGGAGGCCUAUCAAAAUUCAGUUUAGAUCAGGAAGUAGUCACGCCUCUCAGGAUGCCAGUAUGUCACAUCCCCAGCAUCAUGUCGGAAACUUAAGCCCUACCUCCACAUCUCCUAACAGCUAUGAAAGGACAGUGGGUAACGUGACUCCGCCGGCACAGAUGGUCCAGAGGUCCUUUUCAUCUCCAGAAGAUUAUCAGCGGCAAGCAGUGAUGAACAGUGCUUUCAGACAGAUGUCAUAUGUUGGGAAAUUUGGUUCUCCACAUGCAGAUCAGUUGGGAUUUUCACCAUCAGUUCAACCACAUGGUCAUACCUUUAACCAGUCUUCCAGCUCCCAGUGGCGCCAAGAUGCACUGUCAUCCCAGCGUAAAAGACAGAAUUCUCACCCCUACCUAGCAGAUAGACACUAUAGCCGUGAGCAGCGCUACUCUGAUCAUGGGUCUGAUUAUCAUUACAGAGGAGGCCGAGAGGAUUUCUACUAUGAUGACAGGAGUCAUGAUGGCUGGAGCCAUGACUACGAUAACAGAAGGGACAGUAGUAGAGGUGGGAAGUGGCCCUCAUCCCGACACUAACAAGCAUUCCAAGGACACUGUUUAUAGGGCCAUUUUAGGUCCUUUUAAUUAAGUUGUUGCAGAAAUAUUUCUAAAAGCUGUACAGAGUAAUCCCACGAUUUUCCACCUGUCUUUGAAAAAAAUUUUUUAAAACCUUGUAACAGUUUGAUAGAGAACUGAGAACUGCGGCUCCUCGUGUGCUACAUUAAUUACCUAACCUCAGGGGUCUGAAGAGGAAGGUCCAUACAAAAGAAUGUCACCAUUCUGGUCAUUUCAGACGUUCUCAGAAAAAUGAACUGUAUAGAUUGGUUGUAUUAUAAAGCAAAUAUUUUAAUUAUCUCACCUUUUGUGAUGCAAAAAAUGUCUUGGUAAUGAAUCAGUUUGGUGUCUAGAAUAGGAAACAUCUAAGUUGGUAGUCUGAAAUGGCUGUCUGCAUUUUGUUAAUAAAUGAGAAAAUAGAACUUCUCAGUCAUCCGUUUAUUAAUAGUUUAUUUAAAACAGUUUAUUGGCUUUGUUUGGAGAUAAAUCCUAUUUCCUAACUCAGAAUUUAAGUACAAAUUCUGUGGUAUGCUCUUGAAUUUUAUCACAAUUGAACAUACAUUAUAAAUCUUUACUAGUUCAUUCUAAGAACUUUAAAAUUCUUUCAUUAAAUCAUAUUUGAUCUAUGACUAGUCACUCAGGAAGUUAAAUAUAAUGUAUAUUUUUACAUAAAAUGACAGUGUUGAUGAAAAUUCUGUUUAGAGUGAUGUUAAUACAUAGAGAAAAUGGCAAAAUGUUUCACUGCAAGGAUUGUAAGUUUGAAAUUUUGUUUAACAAAACUUUUGUGUUUCAAGAUCCUGUUGCUCUUUCACUGCAAAAUCGUUUCUAAGAAUUCAUUUCCUGAAAACUGUGGAUACUCUGUAUACCACAGCAUUUAUACUGUUUUCCUUUUACUAUAUUAAAUAUGAAAAAAGAGAAUGUGUCCCUUUAUUUUGGCAUCACUGACAUCAAGGGCAUCUGAGCUAGUGUGCUGUUAAUCAUGUCAGUUCACACUUUUGAGUAAGGUUGCCCAUCUUCUGUAGAUUUGCCUUGAUGCAUGACUAGACUGCUGUCAACAUAGAGUGUGCUAUAGAGCUCAGUGUGCGUUCAUUAGUUCCUUUAUUUGCUUUCUGUACCCAGAUGUUUUACAUGUCCAGGCUCUGUGCUUACAUUAAAGUUCCAUUAAAUAGUCAUCAUCAGUUGAA
This is a messenger RNA of Arvicanthis niloticus (Nile rat), 2629 nucleotides long. The record is from RefSeq and is a predicted model, not a curated record. Lineage: Eukaryota; Metazoa; Chordata; Mammalia; Rodentia; Muridae.